GUUGUCGUCCCUUAAAGACUAUUAACCCAUCGAAUAUGUUUACCAGAUCUUGUACUCUCCAUCAUUCUUCUUUAUCAAUAUUCCGUCAAUAUAUAGCCAAGCUUGCAAGUUGGAAUGGGCGACGCCACAGCGAAGGAUCCCUUAAUCCCAUUGCUAUACUUCGUCCAAGGGGUUCUGCGGACAAUCCAUGAAAUCCCAAGCGACAAGACAUCCGAAGCCCUGACACGAAAGAGCUUCAGCCCCGAGGCUACCAUCGAAAUAAACCAAGCCUCAAUGGACCGUACAGGCUUCGGAGAAUUUAUGCAAGACUAUCGUAACAAAUAUAUAUUCGUCGACUUUGCGUUCCACGACGCAGUCACCGUCCCUACCGAUGACGAAGGACGUAGUGGUACCGUCGGCGUUGGGAUCAAGGCGCGCGCUGUGGGGAAGGUAGAUGGGGUGUUGUAUGAAGCUAGAUUACAUGAGAUCUUCCAGGUGGAAUGGAUUCCUAGUCGAGGAGAUAGUGGUGGACAUCGUCUUAUUACGAAGCUCACGGGGGCGUUGAAAGAUUUGUAUCCUGUUCAAGAUGAUUCCUUAUGUAAAUCUAUGCUUUGAAUACAAAGGGGCUGUCUGAGGGGUAUUUUGGUGGAAGUGAU
Molecule: messenger RNA, 635 nt
Organism: Aspergillus sclerotioniger CBS 115572
Lineage: Eukaryota; Fungi; Ascomycota; Eurotiomycetes; Eurotiales; Aspergillaceae
Exons: 4
Coding region: 115-594 (159 amino acids)
Source: RefSeq, a predicted model, not a curated record